Messenger RNA from Cyprinus carpio (common carp), 1627 nucleotides. It is a transcript of the gene cb13h10orf53, whose product is annotated as chromosome B13 C10orf53 homolog. The record is from RefSeq and is a predicted model, not a curated record. NCBI's taxonomy places the organism in Eukaryota, Metazoa, Chordata, Actinopteri, Cypriniformes, Cyprinidae.
UGGUCACUGGUUACUAUGGAGAGAAGUAUACACGAAAGCAGUUUUGACAACAGCCUAGCCUUGGGGUGGAUUACAUAUAGAUUUAUAAAUAUGCCUACUAAUUCAGUAGUAACAGUCAAGUAUGGUCCAUAUGAGUCGUGUGGUAUUGUCGAGCACAGAACAUUUCGCCUGGACGGUUUACAAGCGGUCCUAAAAGACGACGGCCACCAGUGUGUCCUCGAGAAAACAGAUGACUGGAAUAUAGUAGAGAUUAUUGUGAAUGGAGAGUGCGUCUACACGUGCAACAUUACUGACCUUGAGUUUGGGGGUGAUGGACGACUUGAUCCGCGGUGCCAAGAGGCCAUUGACGCGGUGAGGGGCGCGUACUGAACGCCAUAUCUAUGACCGUGCGCGCAAUGGAACUCUAGCAUACUACGUACAGAAACUACGCAGUAUAACGUCUACUGUUUUAUUUUGGGGGCUGGGGUUUGGGGGGCCGCAGAGAUGAACUGGUCUAUGACUCAUUUUCAUAAUUUUCAGAUAAUGAGUCAAGUAAGCAGAUACUGUAGGCCUAUUACUUCCAGUUUAUUCAUCACACUGGAAAUUGAAGGCCGAGUAAAGUGCACUUAAUUGUGGCAUACAGUAGUCCAGUAAAUAAGUGUGCUGUUAUACACUGCUCAUUUCAGCAAAUACAGUAAGUCAGGAAAUUGUGCACAGUAUACAUAGGCUACUACAUAAUGCAGCAAUUAAAAGAGUUGUGAGGUACAGCAUACUAUUCUAAACAUACCCAAGAUCUUAAAAUCUAGUGAGGAUACUAACUAGACAGCGUUUUCUGGCAUGCUUAAGUCUACUAAUGUUGUCUUGCCGUAUAGGAAGGCAGCACACUGUCUGUGGAGAGACCUCUCAUGUAUGUGCACAGGUAUAUGAAAAAUAAUAUAACAAAGCAAACAUCCAUCGUUUGUCAGUGACACAAGUUUAUUGCAUUAUUGCUGAGAAACGUCUGUCAUUUAUCACAAUCUAUCAAAGUGAAUAAUAUUUAUGAUCACUUUUUUCCCCAUGAGCAAUGCCUAGAGUCUAUAAAAUACUACAACCAAAUCUAAUAUUUUUUACCCUUUUUAAACAUUUACAUUAAAUUCACUAUAGCAAGUGCCUAUCAUAUGAAUAACCUACAGCACAGAUUAUAGUUGCUAGUUAUAGCUGUUUAGUGCAGCUUGAGUGACAAUUAAAGGUUUAAUUAUGUAGAGUAUAAGUAGCCACAGAAUGAUCAUUACAGAUGACCAUGUACUGUAUGUAAGAUUUAGUGUUGCUAAAAUCCACUACAAAUGCAGUUUGCUGACUGAAAGAUUACACAGAAAGAUAUUGCAUCAGAUACUUGUGCUUAUCAGAUUGGUGGUUAAAGUAAUUGUUUUGUAACUUUCUUUUAAUUCUUUCCCAGUGUGUAUAGCAUUUCAAAGUUGUCACAGACAUGUUGUAAAUGUCAUGAUUCCCACAAGUCCUAAACGCCACAAUAACCCUAAAGUCUAAAAAGGAAGCAUAUUUUGUGGAAGCUACAGAGAAUAUUGCCACUGCCAUAGAGAAUAUUGUUACUUGUCUACAUGCCAUCUGUUUGAUGUCUCAGGAUGAAGCCAAGUGUGACAGUUAUGGAAGA